Molecule: messenger RNA, 3205 nt
Organism: Spinacia oleracea (spinach)
Lineage: Eukaryota; Viridiplantae; Streptophyta; Magnoliopsida; Caryophyllales; Amaranthaceae
Product: probable nucleoredoxin 1
Exons: 2
Coding region: 306-2147 (613 amino acids)
Source: RefSeq, a predicted model, not a curated record
GUGGGCUCAGCCUGGUAUGGCCUACGACCAUCUUUUAUCCAAACCCAACUGAAAAAUUAACCCGAUAUGAUCACGGCCCGAGACCCAUGGUGACCCGACACAGACCCGACCUAAUGACUUGUUUGUGACAGCUCUAGUCCCGUAUAACUUCUUCACUGGAUACCCUGUUUUCGCAAUACUCAAUUUGGGCCGAUCUCUUCCCCUCUCUCCUAGGGUUCCUAAAAAGUAAAAAUUGUCAAUUCGCCUUUGAAUAUCGCUUCCGUAAUUUUGCUGUCAAUCAUCUUAGGUUUAAUUUUGCGGGUAAGAUGAGAACAUUGUCAGAUUCUCCGACAGUUAGGAAGAAAACAGGAGAUAUUAAUUAUGAACAUGAUUCUUGUGUGCAUGAUUUUUGGCCACUGAAGAAGCCCUUUGAGAAUUUGUGCCGCAGCCAAGGGAGAGGUACUGAGUGCUAUAACAGAUUCUUAAAUUUUACUCGUGAAAGUGAGAAACCAGAAUAUGAUGAUGAUAUAAAGAAGAUGAUUUCUGAGUCGCCUGUUAUUAAGAUUGGCGACCCCUUUGAUAUUAUAUCGUUGUUGUCCUUUAAGGGUCAGAGUAAUUACCUUAUUCGGAACAAUGAUGAUAAUCGAGUCGAAUUGAACAAGGAUACCUUUCAAGGGAAAUAUGUUAUGGUUUGCUGUUUUCAUGCCCCUAUCCAUUGUCUAGAUGAAGAGGCAACCACUUUCCAGUCUAUUGCAGAUGUCUGUUAUGAAAUGUUUGAUUAUUUUGAUGAUGAUGAUUUUGAGAUUGUGUUGGUUUUGAAGAUGAACACUAAGUAUAAUCAUCAAUGGGUGUUUUCCAACUUCUUGUCGGCUUUUCCACCCUCUUGCCUUGUAGUACCCUUUGAUGACCCCAAUCGUCGUGACUAUAUAUGCUGUUAUCUUGACAUUAGACUUCCUUGUAAAUGUUUCAUUGUGGAUCGUACGAGCAUUGCUGUGUUCCAUAGUUUUCCUGACUUUGCAACGGAUCAAGGAGCUGACGCCUUUCCCUUCAAUAGUAAUUAUUCUGCUAAAGAGUUGGAAUUUAUGAGUAUGCCUAAGACAACCCAGCUUCAGGAAGUUAUGCUGAGCAUUGCAUCUAAUAAUGUUGUACAUAGGAUUAAUCAAGAAGGUGUCCAUGAGGAGGUGUCUUUCUCGAGACUCAACGAGAAGAAGGUUGUCGGGUUGUAUUUAUUCAAUGAAGGAAGUUGCUGUAUCACUAAAGAAAGUUCCAUUCACACCCUUCGCAAGGCCUAUAAAAAAUGCAGGAAAAAUCAGCUUGAAUUCGAGAUUGUAGUGGUUUACAUACCCUUUUGUCACUGUCUUUCCCCAGAGGUUUUCCAGGAGAAAGUAGAUAAUUUUAUGGAGAAAAACAAGAUAUCUUGGUGGCGGAUGCCCUACAACAACUCCAAAUGCCUCAAACUUUGGAAAAUUUGCGGAUAUGAUCCUAAUAAGCUUCUUAUUGUGGGACCCCGUAAUGAAUACGUGGGUGUUCAUGGACAAGAGAUCUUGACCAAAUACGGAUCUGAUGGAUAUCCGUUCACUAGAGAGGGUCUUAUCAGUAAUCAUGUUAAGUUGUUGAGGGAACUCACUUUGGGGUCAUUGCUCACUUCUGAGUUAUAUGACUAUGUUCUUAAAGGUGGUGAUACUCCGAUCAGUGUGGCUUCACUCCAACCCAGGAACACACUUCUAUAUUUUGAUUUUAGUUCUAAAGACACUUGGCCUUUUGAACAUCUACAGAAAUGGUAUGAUAAGAUUAAAACUAAGUAUCCUGGUUAUGAAGUGAUUUAUGUUAGACGAAACAAUAAGGAGGAUUUUGAUAUCGAGGCUAUUGAUCCAGCACUGUCUGAUAUUCCUUGGUUGGUACGCCCCUUCCAAAGUAAACAUUCAAGAUCUGUGGUGAAAAAAUUGUUCCCACCACGGGUUUUCCCAUUUGAUACCCUCGUUGAAUUUGGAAUCGAUGGCCAUGUUUGUUCAGUUGAUACUCAAAAUCUAUAUGAAGAUGAAAGACGUGAUGGUAUUCCAUUGGAGUGUAAUUUACGUAGGGACGUCAUUAAUCGACUUCGGGGUUCCCUCUGGUGUAUGGAGGAGUGUAUGGAGGAUAUGGUGAGAUACUUGUGGUGUCCUACUUAGUUCAAGGGCUUAUACCUGCAUGUCUUCAUUAAUAGCUUGAGGUAUGCUCUUUUAGUUUCUUUCUUUAAACAAGUUAUUUUGCACAAAUUUCAUGGGUUGUUCCCUGUCCUUUUUCUGCUUACAAACGAAGGCACAAAACUGCCCUUCUCCUUUUCCUAUGUGAGUCUUUUGGUUUCUUGAUUGGGUGUGUGCCAGUCUUCUGUUUGCUUUUUGUAGAGAUUGGUGUGCUUAGUUUGGUUUGACUGAUUUUGGUGUUCCAUUGGCAUUUGUGUUUUCUUUGUCAUGUGAGUGUCAAGAAAAGCUUGUAAGGAUUUGUUUGCAAUAUUGAUGGUCUUUUGUUCCUUUUACAGAGUUGUAAUAACUUUCAAAAGGAAUAUCAGCUUAUUGAUUAUAUUAUGUUGGAUUGCAGUUGUUUUCAUUUAGGCUCCGUUUAGUAGGAUGUAACUCACAUAUUUUUUUGUUAAGAUUAUUGUUCUUCUAUGUAUCGUUAGCGGUGUACUUGCACUACAAGAAAACGGAUAUUUCUGACUGCUUUUACUGCCCGCUAUGACAUUAGAUGGUAAAAGUAAUUUUACCUUCCGCGUUGGAAGUCGUCGUUAAAAAAUAAAAUCACCGACCGUAUUAAAGCAGUCGGUAAAUUUAACGUCCGUUUGAUAAACUAAAACAACCACUUAACAGUCGUUAAAAACCCGACCAAAUCUUAUUCAGUUAAAAAAAAUUACCGACCGACAACCGCGCUGUUGUAUUUGCCGACCCAUCCGGUGGUCGGUAAUUCUUUUAGAAAAAAACCUCCACCUCCUCUUCCUUAUGGAAAUUCGACUACAAUACAGAAAAAAAAAAGAAAAAAAAAAAAGAAUAGGAGAACGAAGAAAGCCUGCCGCACCGCCUUCAUUGAAAUCCGACGCCACCUGCACGAACUUCCGACGCCGCCUCAUCCAAAGGUACACAUUGUUCUUCCUUUAUUCUUCUUUAAUUUAUCCAAAUCCUAACCCUUCAUUUUUUUUAUAAAAUCAGAAAAUAGGAGCUUGACGCCGCCUCCACCACUGCCGACAGCCUCC